Messenger RNA from Epinephelus moara (kelp grouper), 4917 nucleotides. It is a transcript of the gene cln5, whose product is annotated as CLN5 intracellular trafficking protein. Gene Ontology annotation, biological process: lysosome organization. Gene Ontology annotation, cellular component: lysosomal membrane; lysosome. The record is from RefSeq and is a predicted model, not a curated record. Lineage: Eukaryota; Metazoa; Chordata; Actinopteri; Perciformes; Serranidae. The transcript has 4 exons. Bases 109 to 1107 code for a protein of 332 amino acids. Gene Ontology annotation, molecular function: hydrolase activity, acting on glycosyl bonds.
AAAACCACGUGACCAGUAAUGAGGAAGUCCGUGCAGAGGGAUCAUGGGAGCGCUUUCUGGCUGAGACGCUAACUUCUUCUUUCCUCUGUCAGUUUUUGGGGCUCUAACAUGACUCACUCGGAGGCUGCUGUGUGUUUAAACCUGCUGCUGCUGCUGUUUCUACGUGUUCUUGCUGAGUUCAGUCAUAAUGGACAGCAGCAGUGGCCCGUUCCCUACAGACGGUUUGAUCGUCGCCCUGAUGUGGACUCUUACUGUGAAGCCCUCUACCCGUUCUGUCCCACUGGAGACAGAGAUGGACGGAUCCCCUACAUGAGAGACAGCGAUGUCAUCUCAGUUUAUCGACUGCAAACACCCGUGUGGGAAUUCAAGUAUGGAGAUCUGCUGGGGAAAAUUCACAUCAUGCACGAUGCCAUCGGGUUCAGCAGCUCAGAAACUGGGGCCAACUUCACUGUGGAGUGGUACGAGCUGUUUCAGCUGGGGAACUGCACCUUCCCUCACCUCAGACCUGACAUGUACGCUCCUUUCUGGUGCAACCAGGGAGCUGCCUGCUUCUUUGAAGGCAUCGAUGACUUACACUGGUCCCAAAAUGGCACCUUGGAGAAAAUAGGAGAACUCACAGGAAACCAGUUCAACGACGUGGCCCAGUGGAUCCAGGACGACAACGAGACCGGGAUCUACUAUGAGACGUGGACUGUGCUCUCCGACCCCGGCCCCAACGCCACAGUGUGGUUCGAGUCUUACGACUGCUCCCAGUUCGUCCACCGCACAUUCAGGAAGCUGACCGAGCUGGGAGCCAAGCUGUCCAGCAGGUCACAAACCAACUACACCAAGCUCUACCUGUACAGCGGAGAGCCCACCUACCUCGGUAACGACAGCGCCAUCUUCGGACAGCCCGCCCUGAAGAAUCUGGCCGUGGACAUCCGUAAAUUUUACCACACGUUCAGACCGCACCAGUCGUUCACAGAGGCGGUCAUCAGUCUGCUGGAGGCGUAUGAGAAGGUGGUGUUGGACAAGAGCUUCUACCUCUACUACAACUUCGAGUACUGGCAUCUGCCCAUGAAGCCUCCAUAUGUGCGUGUUACAUAUGAAGAGGUGCCUUUACCAUGACAUAAAUAAUUAAUGUUUUUGUUUAUUAAGCCAAAACCAAAGAUUUUAACAACAAGAAGCAAAGACAAACAUCAGAAGUGCACGUUUCAGAAUUUAAAACAGUGACUGAGAAGUUAUUCUUGCUUCAUGAAUGACUUUAACAAAUUAUUAAUCCAGCUUUUUUCAACCAUUUAAUGCGCAUAAAACAUUUUUUAUUUUAAAUUGUGCUGUUUACAUCCAUUUGUCAGCUUGCAGUCCUCCUCUUCCCUCCCUCUGUUGGUGCACUGCUGCAUUUGAAAGUCAAAUCUUGAGCCAACAUGUACGAGAAGUCCACUAAAUGGACCCUGUGGUGAGAUUAUUUCUAUUUAUUGAACAAAAUAGUGCUUGAGAAAUUUUCAGUCAAUGCUAUAACUGAUUAAUUGACUACUCUUUUUCUCUGUAUGGAAUGUGACCAGUCUGUAUCGAUCAAAUGUCUCAUAGCGGGAAAUGUGUGCAAAGUUUAUUCUCUAGAGGUUUUCACUGGAGUUGGAUUGCUAGGCAACAGCUUGGAUCCAUGUUUACUUCCUGACAGAUGAUGUCAUUCACAAACACAGCAAAACAUUCCCACAGGAAAUACAAAGAGACCCAUUUACAAGGUUUAUGAUGUCAAGUUUGGCAGGGUCUAUGUGCAUGAGAUGGGAUGACGUGUUGUAAGUUUUUCUGCACCAGUUGAAGAGGUCAGAUGUUUUCCCAGCUCGUGCAGGUACUUUAAUACUGUAAACUACUCAGGUACUGGAAGAAAAGGGAUUCUUUUAACACAAAAGAGAAAAGAAAAUACUUACUUUAUGAAUUUUUCCAUCUAUAGAAACAAACUACUCACAGUUUACAGUAGUGAAAUAAUUAUUCCCUCCAUCAUGACAACUAAAGGACAGAAAACUACAUCAGAAGUUUUUCUGGAUCUGUCGUGAGUAUCAUGAAUAUCGUAACUAUCCCAUGUCAUACUCUUAAACUAUUGCAAGUUGGGCACAUUUCCCAGCAGAGGUUCUGAGAUGUUUGAUAAAUACAAACACAAAGUAUUGCAAAUGCACAGGAAGUGACGCUCACCAAUGUGACUCCAACAAGGACUGUAUGUUCUGCAUUUCUAAUAUUUUAGUGGUAUUUUCAGAUGUUUUUACGCUUUAACUCCAAAUGUAAGCACUAAAGAUACUUUUUGAUUAUUAGGAUUUUGCACUGAUGUGUCACAUUAAUAUAGUGUCAAUUAAUCAGCUCAUCAGGUGUGGCCUUAAUGUUUAACAUUCAGAUUUGUUCAGGUUAAUUGUAUGUAUAGAUUUUUCCCCCCCCUGUUAAAUAUGUCAACUUGGUUUUCAAUUUUUUUUAAUUGCAUAACAUUUCACAGAGCCUACUCGUGCAUUUUAUUUAAUAACUGUAAUGACUGGAGUGUUUAGAAAACAAUAAAAUGACAUGCAAAGUUUACAUUCACAAAUUUUUAUUAACCAGUAUAAGAUCAUAUGUCCAAAACAAUAAAUUUAAUUUCAAGACAGGUGACCAGUUAAGCAAAGUAGACAAAGCAUUUGUCAUACAGAAGCAAAACUAAAAGGACAGCGUUGUCAACACCAGUUUACUCCUAAUGAAACUUCACUGGAGGACUCUCUGUAAAAAUCAGGUUCAAAUGACAGUCGCUGACGACACACCUCAUUAAGAUGCCUCUUAUCUGUGUUUAACUGAAUUCUCCCAAUAAAAGCCAAUAACAGGAAAAUGAUUAAACCAGUACAGUACUGAGACACAACCUUCACUUUAGAGCUGCUGUCACCGCAACCGUUAAACGCACUGCACAAAUUCUGAGAGAUAAAUCAGGAGAUAUGUUACUGUACCACUGAGAUGCUAAUGCACGAGAGCACAGACGAUCAGCACAGGUAUCUAACGUCAGUGAUAAAGACACCGAUUACUCAUCAAUAGACUGUUAGGUCAGUCCAAUGAAACUAGAGUUUGCACUUCCUGCAGCGUGUGUCUCAGUUUUAAUCUACGUUACUGUUUGGUUACAUGACGUGUAGUACGACAAGGAUCGAAGGAAUGAAGUCUGGUAGAAAACGAAAAUCUAGAUGCCGUUGACAUGCGGUGUGGUCCAAAAGUUUGUCCACUACUGAUAACUUUUUAAUGAAAAUACAUAUGAUGUCGAAUUAUCUAUCUUCUGAUGACAUGUAUUAAUGACAUUUUUUAAUAGUUUGAUUGUGAUUUUUGCUAAUAAUUUCGUAUUAUUUGAUUGACUUUCUACCCCUUUCUGCACGUUUUUCUUUUAUUUUGGCGGGUUUUUCUUUAAGCCUGAGAAAAGUUUCAUCCGAUGUUAAAUUAACUUUCACAUGAAUUUGAUCAGAUAGAAUCAGAUCUGGUGACUGUGAAGAGAAAGCCAUAGAGGUCAGCACUAUUUCUCUUCCUGAAAUUCAACAGCUGUAGACCUACUAUGGGUUUUUUUGUGCCAUUUGAGAGUGCAGGGUUUGAUUUAUUAACAUGAGUGUAACCUUUAAGCAGUGUUGGAGACAUCACUAGUAUUACCUUUUCCUUUCAACACAUUACUACUAAAAUGUCAGUAAUAUUACUACAGUUACCCCCAAAAUAAACUUAUAACAGCCUUACUUUUGUUGUCACCCCCUACUGAUUUGAAAGUCAACCAAUUACAUCCCUGACUUCAUUUUCAAAAUCAUCGCACAUGCACGUCACCAAGCAGCAAGCAUGUCUGAAAGAUGAAAACAUUUACAUUCAGGAGCUGAAAAUAUUGCCAUUACUUAUAUUUUGUCAGGAGAAAAGAUGACAAGAACGUCAUCGUUCCAGUUAGUCGUACUAAGACUAUUUCCACAGUGAAAAACACAACCUCAAACCUCCUGAACCACCUAGUAUGACCGACAGUGCAAUCACAUAAAGCUUGCAGAAAUACACCCUCCUUGUAGGAUGGCUGUAGCUCUACCCUGGCUGAACACCCAGAACAGGAUUUUAAUCUUGGACAGCUGCAGGCUAACAGGGUUUCACACAUAUUUUUACCAAUGAAUUUUCCAAACUUUUCCACAAAUUUUCCAUAAUAAUGUAUUCUGUUUGCAUUACUUUUUAAGUAGUUUAAAACAGGUUGGCAGACCUUUGUGCCGCCUUUUGGUUGUCUUAAUGUUUUUCCUUUUAGCAUGGCUGACCACAGCUCCUCCCCCAUGUUGGAAACGUCAAACGUUUUGGUGCAGCUAUGGUCUGCCUCUCUUUUGAGCCAUGUUUUAUAUUUGUCAUUUGAAAGCCAUAAAUUAUUAAAUUCAGUCUUCCCAGGCAUUUGCAGAUAAGAUAACACUAGCACUUGCUAACUUUACUUGCUCAUUAGACAUUCCCACCACCAACUGGCUGCAUAUGCUGAUGUGUAUCAUGUGACACUACUGACAUUUCAACUGUCACACAGCGCAGCACAAGAUUUUCAAUUAGUGAUACUAGAAACUUAUUUUAAAUUUAAAAAAAAAAAUGUUUUGGGAUUUUCAUUGACAUAUUUUAAACAAAAGCCAAAACAAUUUAUGUUCAAACAAUCAGUUAACUCCAAACUAUUUCCAGACCAGAAAAACAGGAUGUACCUGACAGUGGGAAAGCUUGUGGCCAAAAUGUGAUGAAUAAAAAGUUGCCUAUCUCCAUGACUGACUCUCUAUUUUUCAAACAGCUCCUUGCUAAAAUACCGGUCACAAGCAACAGAGCCCUGAUAAAAAAAUAAUUUACAAGCUGUCCAGCCUCAGCUGUGCUUACCAGAAAUCAUCCUGACAUUUACACAGAGGUAUGCAAGUCUGAAAUUACAGAAGGAAAGAUGCAAUUAACAGUUUUUGGGGGUGUAGCGAAAAA